AUGGCCAGACCACGCGGUGAGAUUGAGACUCAGAAACUGGGUAUAGCGCGUAAUGCUUUGGUGUGUGAAGUGUGGAAUGCUGGUCAUUGGGUUUUUCGUCGAUGCCGAGAUAGGCAAAUGAGCGAUAUGAUUCUAGCAGUCGAAAGCCACACGCUUGUUGAUGAUCGUACUGGUCCUGAUAUUGCUCUAUGGAAGAGAGGACCAAACGAGUUUCGUAAGAUUUUCUCUACUGCUGAUACAUGGCAGCAGAUACGUACGCACAGUCCUACUACGGCAUGGAGCAAAGUGAUAUGGUUUUCCUUAGGAGUACCUCGUUUUGGAUUCAUUACUUGGCUUGCUAUAAGGAAUAAAUUGUCUACGGGGGAUCGCAUGCGUGCUUGGGGCCUCACUCAAGGAUGUCUGUUCUGCGGUGAACCAAACGAGUCGCGGGAUCACCUUUUCUUCGCCUGCCCCUACACUUACACGCUUUGGCUAGAGGUAGUAGGAACACUAAUGGGUCGGCCCCCUGAUCCAGACUGA
Messenger RNA from Brassica oleracea var. oleracea, 519 nucleotides. RefSeq lists its product as uncharacterized. Lineage: Eukaryota; Viridiplantae; Streptophyta; Magnoliopsida; Brassicales; Brassicaceae. The coding region runs from base 1 to 519 and encodes 172 amino acids. The transcript has 2 exons. The record is from RefSeq and is a predicted model, not a curated record.